AGUGUGUAUCCUUCGGUAACUAACACGUGACGUAACAAUGGCAGUGAUCGAAAAGAAACCAAACAGCGCCGCAGAAAGUGAGAUACGAGAAGAAUGGAGUGAGAAGCAGAUGUGUAAAGAAGAAGCGUAACCAUGGCGCUUACUUUCAGAACGCUCUUCCUCAUGCUACUCGCAAUCCUCUCUCUUCUCCUUUUCGAGGACUGGGUGUCAACGCCUUCUUGCAACAACACCGACAACAUCAUCGACAACAACCUUAAAGUCAUGAUGGUCGCUGACCUCCUUCUCUCCGAUUCCGGUUUCGUCAACCGCUUCUUCCGAGACUACUACAUGUCCAAAUUCUUUCGGAAAUCGUUCGAGGUGCUGCGGCCCGAUUUGCUUCUGGUGUUGGGCGACGUUUCGGCGCGAGGCUCGGAGCUAACGAGGAGCAAGUGGGUGUCGGUGCUGCGGAGGUUUUACAGAGUGUUGGGCCCUUUUGUUGGGCUUCCGUUCCACGCUGUUCUCGGCGACAGAGACGUUGGAGAGUGUGGGGCCGUUGAUGUUGAUAGGGUUAGUUGGAUUGCGAGCAAGCUUCCUGGGUUGGAUUCCUCUGGCUGCGCCGCGUUUGAGAUUGGGAACGUGAGUUUUGUCACGCUGAACGCGAUGGCUCUGCUUUGCGGGGGGAGUGGUGGGUUGCGUUUUGAGGUGGAGAAGGUGAUAGAAAGGGAGAGUGUGGAGGUUCACAUGGGAACGGAGAGGGUGGUGAAGAGAGUCAAUGGUUUUGGGGAGUUUGCAGAUGCGGAUGUUUUAUCUGGGUCAGGGCCUGUCGUUUUGCUGCACCUGCCGUUGGAUCAAACGAGGAAUGAACACUUUGGUUCGGUUGGUGAUUUUGAGAAGUAUUGGACUUCUUCCAUGGAGGGGUUAAAUGUGGUGCCAGAAAGCAGGGGUGGCCUGUACAAGUUGCUUCAUACCCUGCCUCCGAAUGCUUCUGAGUACAUUUUACAAGCUUUGAAACCAAGGAUUAUUUUCAGUGCUCACAGGUAUACGUUUUCUGAUCACGUUCAUGGGGACAGAACUCGUGAGAUUAGUGUUCCAGCAAUGUCAUGGAACGCAAGAGAUGACCCUGGAUUUGUAAUUGCCUCUUUCCAAAAGGCAGGAAGAGCAGUGAGCAUAAGCCAUUGUUCUCUUGCUAGGGAAUCUCAAAUUGUUCUAGUCUACAUUUCUGUAAUGUUUUUGUUCUGUUUGAUGUGUUUAAAAGGAUAGCAGGGAAAAUUACCCGAGAAGAAAAA
This is a messenger RNA of Vigna umbellata (rice bean), 1265 nucleotides long. RefSeq lists its product as uncharacterized. The record is from RefSeq and is a predicted model, not a curated record. Gene Ontology annotation, molecular function: hydrolase activity. NCBI's taxonomy places the organism in Eukaryota, Viridiplantae, Streptophyta, Magnoliopsida, Fabales, Fabaceae. Gene Ontology annotation, biological process: GPI anchor biosynthetic process.